AUGUCGCUCCCAUUCUCCUCAAGUCAAAACAAGAAGAUGAGUCGCCAGCCCGAUACAAAUCGUUGCGGUCACAAAUUGAAUGAACAAUAUCGAGCGAUAGUCAACUUCUCAACGGGAAGAAAAGUGGCUGUUUCUAAAUUGACCGGGUCGACGCUUCCAUAUUCAUUUGCCAAACUCGGAUCAACCUGCAAGCAAGAUGAAUGUCGAAAGCAGAACAACAUCUCCGUCCGCAACGGACCCAUAAUUGAGCAUGAUACAAGUGGAGAUGAGGACGAUACUGACUCCGCUCUUGGGGCCGAUGACACGAGUAGUUUAGCUAAGCUAAACUCUGCCAUCACAGAAUACGUCUACAGUGACGGACGCCGAUAUGCCACCUAUGGAACUGGAAAGCACAUUCUUCUGAAUGACGAGGGCGUACCCAUCUGCAAAAUGUUCCCAUACAUGGAAUUCAUCCAGGCACCGAUGUAUCGCCCACCCAGCCAAGCUGGUAAAUACUCCAAUUCAUCUGGUAUGAUGAGCAUUUCCAAUUUUGACGUUGAUACUAGGGUACCACCCAAUCCUAGUUUUCAAAUUGAUGACGCAAAUACAGAAUGGACAUCUAAUCAAAAAUUCGAUCUUGUUCAUUUUCAAGGCCUGAAUGGCUGCAUAUGA
This is a messenger RNA of Talaromyces stipitatus ATCC 10500, 651 nucleotides long. RefSeq lists its product as uncharacterized. The transcript has 6 exons. The record is from RefSeq and is a predicted model, not a curated record. The coding region runs from base 1 to 651 and encodes 216 amino acids. Lineage: Eukaryota; Fungi; Ascomycota; Eurotiomycetes; Eurotiales; Trichocomaceae.